CCAUGGUCACUCUAAACAAGAACAAAAACGCGAACGCAGAAUUGUAAACCUGAAAAUUGCAAAUAAUACAAAUAAUAAAACAACCCACGGCGAUAAUUAAUUAAAAAUGACUGGUCGCGGCAAGGGGGGCAAGGGGAAGGUGGUGCGCGAAAAUGCGACGGACGAUAGGGACGAUUUUCUCGUGUACGCGGCUGAGAAAAUAAUCCAAAAGCGGGUUAGAAAGGGCACUGUGGAGUACCGCGUAAAGUGGAAGGGCUGGAACCAGCGCUACAACACCUGGGAACCGGAGGUAAACAUCCUAGAUCGCCGCCUAAUCGACAUCUACGAGCAGAGUAACAAAUCUUCGGGCACGCCCUCCAAACGGGGCUUGAAAAAGAAGGAAAAGGAGCCCGAUCCGGAGCCGGAAUCCGAGGAGGAUGAAUACACAUUCACCGGCGAUGAUGUCGACAACAAUCAGGCCACCACCUCUACGGCUGGCCAGGAUUCGGAGCCCAAAAAGGAAAAGAAGCACCAUCAGCAUCAUCACCACCACCAUCACCACCACAUCAAGUCCGAACGCAGCAGUGGACGGCGCUCAGAAUCCCCUCUGACCCACCAUCAUCAUCACCACCACCACGAAUCCAAGCGGCAGCGUAUGGAUCACAGCUCCUCCUCGAACAGUAGCUCCACGCACAACUCCUUUGUGCCCGAACCCGAUACCAACUCCUCCAGCUCCGAGGAUCAGCCGCUUAUUGGUACCAAGCGAAAGGCAGAGGUGCUCAAAGAGUCGGGCAAGAUUGGUGUUACGAUUAAGACCUCGCCAGAUGGCCCUACCCUGAAGCCUCAGCCGGCACAACAGGCAGCGCCUAUACAACAGCAGCAACAGCCUUCCCAAGAUCAGCAGCAAACGGAGAAGGUAGCCGGCGAUGCAGUUACCCCGCUUAAAUCUGAGCUGCAUGUCACCCCACUUGCCAUUGAAGCCACAACAACAACGCCCGCUGAGUCUGGAGCUGAGGAAGAAGAGCUGGCCAGCGAGGAGGGCAACCCGCAACCACCACAGGUUACUCCAGAGAACAACAACAUACCAAAACCGUGCAACAACCUGGCCAUCAACCAAAAACAGCCACUGACUCCUCUUUCUCCGCGAGCUCUGCCGCCGCGCUUCUGGCUCCCGGCCAAGUGCAACAUAUCCAACCGCGUAGUCAUCACCGAUGUCACCGUCAAUCUGGAGACCGUCACCAUACGCGAGUGCAAAACGGAGCGGGGUUUUUUUCGCGAGCGCGACAUGAAGGGCGACUCGUCGCCAGUGGCUUGAGCUACGGCCCAAACAAAAGCCGGUAAAACGAAACGGAAACCUGAAACAAUUGUAAAUAGACAAACCAAAAUGGGGGAAAGUUGAGAGGAGCACUAACAAAUCCGCACUAGAUGUUGCUAAGCAUUUUCUCUUUAAGACGUAAUUUAUUUAUUGUAUUUAUUUAUAGUGUAGUUAUUAGUUUGUUGUUUUAUUACAAUGUUUAAUGUGCAAGAGUAGCUUAAGCAAGCGCAAUUCGCUCAUUUACUAAAAGACUGAUUUUUUACUUCAUUAUUUACCCCUACAAUUUAAUUUUUACCAUAUCGGCAAUAUUUUUUUAAUGUACAUUCAGAUUAUAAUUGUUUAUUUCUUUCCGCAAUGUCGCUCAUUUGAGCUCUGACGGUCUUUUGGUGAAUGAACGGAAUGCUGCGACUGCUUAACUUGCCACUGCAAUAGAUUGUAAAACCUGCAGCAUAGAUAUGUAUGUCGUACAUAUAUUUAUUUACCACAUAUUGUAUAUUUUUCUAUAACACUUUGAAUCUGAUUGAGAACAACACAAGACACUCAUAUGCUACAAAACUCCAUGCGAAACCGAAGCAAUUGUUGAUUACGCUUGAUAUACAAUUAUAUACAAAUGAAAAAGCA
Molecule: messenger RNA, 1915 nt
Organism: Drosophila rhopaloa
Lineage: Eukaryota; Metazoa; Arthropoda; Insecta; Diptera; Drosophilidae
Gene: Pc
Product: polycomb group protein Pc
Exons: 2
Coding region: 107-1294 (395 amino acids)
Source: RefSeq, a predicted model, not a curated record